AUGGGCCUUCUUCCCAAGAGCCUGCAAUAUGUUGGCGUGGUAAAGGAGUGGAUCCAAGCCAUAGAGGUAGAGAAAAGCUUGUAUUCAGACCAUGAACUGCGAUGUUUCGCAGAGGAUGAGCUUCUGCGUCAAAGGAGUAAAGAAAAAUACGAUAUUCCCGAGAAGAUUGUCCUAGUCCAAGAUAUUGAAGAUGCAUGGGAACAGAAAUUUCAGAAGUUCAAACCUGCCCCACGCAUAACAGACGCUGACCAAAACGAUGACCGGACCUCUUUGAACAGGAAGUUGGACCAGAAUUUGCUGCUGCUGGUGAAGCAGAAAUUUGGAGAGGAAGAUAUAUGGCUGUUGCCCCAGACAGAAUGGCAACAAGGAGAGACGUUGCGAAACACAGUAGAACGGGUCUUAUUUACCCUUCCAGGUCAGUGACAUAUCUAUAUUCUUUAAACAUUUCUCCUCUUUUCCUUUCUCUUUUUUUAUGUACUUUCAGUUUUCUCUACUGUGUGUAUUUUUCAGUUGUAAGCUUUUUGGGACAGAAAGCUAUCCUUUCGUUUUGAAGUAUCUU
Molecule: messenger RNA, 559 nt
Organism: Protobothrops mucrosquamatus (brown spotted pit viper)
Lineage: Eukaryota; Metazoa; Chordata; Lepidosauria; Squamata; Viperidae
Product: 39S ribosomal protein L46, mitochondrial-like
Exons: 3
Coding region: 1-423 (140 amino acids)
Cellular component (GO): mitochondrial large ribosomal subunit
Molecular function (GO): structural constituent of ribosome
Source: RefSeq, a predicted model, not a curated record